AUGUCUGCUCACGAACAAGCUUACAACGAAAUCACUUCUGUCGAUGUUCCCGAAGAAGAACACAAGGCUGCCUGGACUCAUGAACUCUUGGCGGGAGCCGCUGCUUUUGAAGCCAUGCAUCUGUAUAACAAGAAGAAGGCCGAAGCUGGCGAUGAAGAUAAUCAUCAACUCGCAAAGGAACUUCUCGCCGGAUUGGCCGCCGCCUCCGUGGACGGUUUUGCUGAAUCGAAAGGCUUGGACUGGAUCGACCGGCAGAAAGCCAAGCACCGUGCCAAAGAAGAAGCCGAAAAACUAUACAGCGAACAAACCGGUUAUUCUUUUUAA
This is a messenger RNA of Radiomyces spectabilis, 324 nucleotides long. RefSeq lists its product as uncharacterized. The record is from RefSeq and is a predicted model, not a curated record. Bases 1 to 324 code for a protein of 107 amino acids. The transcript has a single exon. Lineage: Eukaryota; Fungi; Mucoromycota; Mucoromycetes; Mucorales; Radiomycetaceae.